This is a messenger RNA of Scleropages formosus (Asian bonytongue), 921 nucleotides long. It is a transcript of the gene dbx2, whose product is annotated as developing brain homeobox 2. The coding region runs from base 1 to 921 and encodes 306 amino acids. The record is from RefSeq and is a predicted model, not a curated record. Gene Ontology annotation, biological process: regulation of transcription by RNA polymerase II. The transcript is spliced from 5 exons. NCBI's taxonomy places the organism in Eukaryota, Metazoa, Chordata, Actinopteri, Osteoglossiformes, Osteoglossidae. Gene Ontology annotation, molecular function: DNA binding; DNA-binding transcription factor activity, RNA polymerase II-specific.
AUGAUCCCGUUUCUGAGUCGGAAGAGGGAGACGGCUAGGCCCGCGUACUCGGGGUUCGGCAGUUCGGGGAAGAGUUUCCUUAUCGAGAACCUGCUGCGCACCCCGGCGUGUCCCUCGGCCCACCGGCUGUCCGCGAGCGCCGCUCCGGGAGCGUUCGCGGCCCCGCGGGUCACGGGGCCCGCCAUCCUCGGGCCGCUCGUGGCAGUGCAGCGCUGUGGGUUCGACGUCCCCACGGACAAGGACCGCGUCCCCGCGAAGGACGGAGCGGCGGCUAAGCGGCCCCAGCCAGCAGCCCUGUGGUCCGAGCUCUUCCGGAGGGAUGCCCAGAUCCGCCUGGCCUGCUGCGGUGGGUCCGGCCCCCCCUCGGCUUCCCCCGCGUCUUUUUCAAAGGGAAAAGGCCUGGCGCUGUGGUCCCCGGAAGCGAGCCCCAAGUCCCGCAGGGGGAUCCUGCGGCGCGCCGUCUUCUCGGAUGACCAGCGGAGGGCAUUGGAGAGGACCUUUGAGAGGCAGAAGUACAUCAGCAAAGCAGACAGAAACAAGCUGUCAGCAGAUCUCGGGUUGAAAGAGUCCCAGGUGAAGAUCUGGUUCCAGAACCGGAGGAUGAAGUGGAGAAACUCGAAAGAGAAGGAAGUGCUCUGCCUAAGAUCUCUGACGGAGGAGAUGUCACUGAGGAGUGAUCCAGGCACCGAGGAGGAGCAGGAGGACCGGGAGGCGCAGGGAGGCGGUGUCGAGCCACAGCUGUCCGUCACAGGAGGGGGCACACUCGCUGACUACAUGACGAACUAUGAACUGUGCGUUCAUCGAGAGGAGACCACACGAGAGCUCUGGACACAGCUCAACAGUUUCUCAGACUGUCCCCACCCGAAACAUCAUCUGGCGAAUGUCGACCAAGGUUUCGCAAUUAAGACUGAGAACAGGUAA